This is a messenger RNA of Equus caballus (horse), 2647 nucleotides long. It is a transcript of the gene STN1, whose product is annotated as STN1 subunit of CST complex. The record is from RefSeq and is a predicted model, not a curated record. Gene Ontology annotation, biological process: telomere capping. Gene Ontology annotation, molecular function: single-stranded telomeric DNA binding. NCBI's taxonomy places the organism in Eukaryota, Metazoa, Chordata, Mammalia, Perissodactyla, Equidae. Gene Ontology annotation, cellular component: CST complex.
GCCAAAGCGGAAUGUGAGAACUUAACCACUGCACCACCAGGACGGCCCCUAUCUUAGGCAUUUUGAUGCUAUGAAACUUCAAUGAGAGCAAUUGUAGCAUCAAUUAAAUAACAGUUGGACUAGAAGGAGAUAAAUCAAAAGUACUUUUAAAAGAGAGAAAACACAGGCAGAUGCCUUGCUGUGGUUGUGACUGUUUAGGAGGCUGCUGCUGGGAACACUGAAUCAUACCUGCCUGUGACCCUGGAUCCCUGAGCCCUCCCAGCAUGACCCUCCUCUCUCUUGGGGACCUGAAGAUCUAUUGGAUCCCCUGAUAUGUCUGAGCCUCUGGGCUGCAUGUGGAUCAGAAGGAACAAAAGGACCACUUGGGAAAGGCUGCAAGUUAAACUCAACGUUAGCCAGUGUCUGUUGUGAUUGUUUUCUUUUCUUAGCUCAUUGAGCUUUCUCUCAGUCCACAGAGCCGCCAUCCAACUUUCUUGAGCUCUGGUCUCAUAGAGGAGACUCUUGUGUUGAUAGAAGGAAAGAUCCUCUCCAUUUCUUUUUCUGUAUCGUUGCCCGUCUUAUAGAGGUUGCGCUUCUGAGAUAUAGUUCAUGUUUCUAUUCACUUUGGGAAGUUUUUUCUUUAUUUCCUAGCAGUGUAUUUCCUCCUUAGUCAAUUUUCUCUGAGUGAUUUUAUUCAAACCAUCUGUUAUUUUCUUCUAAAUUUGUUCUCCAUUGUUCUGUGGUGCUUUUAAGAUUUUUUUUUUUUUGCAUCAGUCACUUGAGAUUGGAAGGAUUUUCUGCGUCUUUGAGUGACUUUGUCUGUCCUUCAAAGCGAGCCAUUGUCAGUCUAUGAGAGAAAAGCUGAGGGGGCUCCACUUUCUGUCCAUUUUCAAGAAGGUCUGUUGUGUCCUUCAGUGAAGACCUGGUUGGGGUUUUUAUCAAGUGUUGCCCAGUACAGAGUCGGUCACCUCGGAGCACUGGUCUCCGCCACAGAUGACUUACGGAUGUCAUUGGCUUGUGUGAUUGGUUCAGUCUUCUCAUGGCCGUUUCCAUGUGCUUCAACCCAGGCAGAACACCUUUUGGCUAGCUCUUUUCCCUUUCUUAAAGUGUGCUGGCUGUUUACUAUGAAAACCCCCAUAGCAGCACUUACCAGGGUGUCCCAGGGAAACCCAAGGAGUCCUGGGACUGUCUCAAGCUUUCAGACAUCACCAGCAGAGCACCCCACAGCAGCUCCAGGACCAGCCGGAAACACAUGUUGGGGGCAGGCAGCAGGCCCUCCAUGGAUACAAAGGGCUCCAGGGCUCUGUCUCCAACUGCCAAUGUCCUGGGGGCCACAACUGACCACAAGGAACCCUGUGGAGUGUUCUGUCUCUAAUGCAGGCAAUUGCCUGGCAACCAGGACAGACCAUCCGUUGGGCUGGGGGAGGGGGAGGUGAGUCUGGUUCUAGAAAAUGGUUCUCUCUAACUUUGCUCUGCUUAGUGCAGAAACAGAAAGUGACAUUAGGGGCUGGCCCGGUGGCGCAGCAGGUAUAUUUUUUUACAACGGACAUCCAAUAAAGCAGGUAGAUAUCUUGGGAACCGUAAUUGGAGUGAGAGAGAAAGAUGCUUUCUACAGUUAUGGAGUGGAUGAUAGCACUGGAGUUAUAAACUGCAUCUGCUGGAAAAAGUUGAACAAUACCGAAUCUUCGUCAGCUACAGCUGCUUCAAGUACAAGAGAUCGGAGCUUAACCUCCCAGCUUAAGAAGCUGCAAGAGACCAUUGAGCAGAGAACAAAGAUAGAAAUUGGGGACAUUAUCCGGAUCAGAGGUUAUGUCCGCACAUACAGAGAAGAGCGAGAAAUUCAUGCUACUGCUUAUUAUAAAGUGGACGAUCCAGUGUGCAACAUUCAAAUUGCAAGGAUGCUUGAGCUGCCCAGUAUCUACAGAAAAGUUUAUGACCAGCCCUUCCGCAGCCCAGCCCUAGAGAAAGAAGGGGCACUAAGCAGCAAUCCAAGCGCCCUAGACCUGGCCAGUCUCACGUGUUUGCUGAGUGAAAAAGCCAAAGAAUUCCUCGUGGAGAACAGAGUGCAAACCUUUUACCAGCAGGAAUUGGAAAUGGUGGAGUCUUUGCUGUCCCUUGCCAAUCAGCCUGUGAUUCACAGCGCCUGCGCUGAGCAAGUGGAUUUUAAGAAUGACACCACUUCCAAGGCAAUUCAUAGUAUAUUUAAGAAUGCCAUAAAGCUGCUGCAGGAAAAAGGACUCGUUUUCCAGAAAGAUGGUAGUUUUGACAACCUAUUUUAUGUAACCAGAGAAGACAAAGAACUGCACAGAAAGAUCCACCGGAUCAUUCAGGAAGACUGCCAGAAACCAAAUCACAUGGAGAAGGGCUGCCACUUCCUGCACAUCUUGGCGUGUGCUCGCCUGAGCGUCAGCCCGGGCCUGAGUGAAGCUGUGCUGCAGCAGGUGCUGGAGCUCCUGGAGGACCAGAGUGACAUCGUCAGCACCAUGGAGCACUACUACAUAGCUUUCUGAGGAGAGGCAGCAGACAGCACGGGCGGAGCCGGGCCGAGGAGGAGAAAGACCAUGUGCUGUUUGCUCCCAGGCUCUGAUUUAAGCAUCCUGCAGAGGUUUAUAAGGCUGGAGGCAAUUAUCUCAUAAUAAACUAUGAAAUGUGGUCAUUUGAUGAAUGA